AAACUACAAAUACAGCUUUGCUACGAAAUCUUCAGCCACUCACCGGGCCAACGGAAUUCUGACAAAUUGGAGUAAGCAAGAUCGAUGAGUUUUUUGGCCGGAAGAUUGGCCGCCAAAGAGGCGGCAUAUUUUAUUCAGGAAUCCAAACACGCCGUCGGCCGCCUUGCCCAGAAAAACCCCGCCCAGAAGUUUCCGGCGCAAUCACCGCCUUCUUCCCAUUCCCCGGUGGACGGUGAAUCGCAAGCCGACAUUCUUCCUGAGGUGUUAAGGCACUCUCUGCCCUCUAAAAUCUUCAGGGAGGAAUCUGCAGACUCCAAUGGGUCCUUCUCUACUUCGAAAUGGGUUCUUCCUUCUAACCCUAAUUACCGCUCUGUCUCUAUAGAUUCUCUCAACCCUCUUAGGGCUUUCCUCUCCCUUCCUCAGGUUACAUUCGGCCCCAAAAGGUGGGAAUUGCCUCAAUCUGAAAACUCAGUAUUGGCCUCAACUGCUAACGAUUUGCGGACCGACAAGCAUACUCCUGUUAAUCCUGAGAAGUUGAAGGCUGCUGCUGAAGGCCUUGCUCAUGUUGGAAAGGCAUUUGCUGUAGCUACCGCGCUCGUCUUUGGUGGUGCCACCUUGAUCUUUGGAUACACCAUCUCUAAGCUAGAUCUCAACAAUGCAAGUGAGAUUCAAACAAAAGGAAAAAGCAUGAUUGAACCAAAGAUGGAAAUGAUUAGAGAGCAACUGAUUCCCUUCAAAGUCUGGGCUGAUGAUAUGUCAAAAAAAUGGCAUGUAGAAAGAGAUGAAGAUAUCAAAGAGAAGCCUCUCAUAAAGGAGCUCUCAAAGAUUUUGGGUGCUAAGACUCCCAACUAAACUGCACUAUUUUUUUUUUUAACCUUUUGUUGUUUAUCUUGUGUAUAUCUAUUUGUAAAUAAUAGAGUAUCAUAUUUCCAUCUUCACAGAUGGAGUGUAGGAUGUUACUGCUUGCUAGCUAAGUUAUACAAAGAUCGAAUGUUGAUAUUAUGCCUGAGGCUGAAAAUAUAUAACUUCUCAACUUCCUGUUUC
Messenger RNA from Benincasa hispida (wax gourd), 1044 nucleotides. Its product is annotated as coiled-coil protein. The record is from RefSeq and is a predicted model, not a curated record. NCBI's taxonomy places the organism in Eukaryota, Viridiplantae, Streptophyta, Magnoliopsida, Cucurbitales, Cucurbitaceae.